Molecule: messenger RNA, 2328 nt
Organism: Synchytrium microbalum
Lineage: Eukaryota; Fungi; Chytridiomycota; Chytridiomycetes; Synchytriales; Synchytriaceae
Exons: 12
Coding region: 1-2328 (775 amino acids)
Biological process (GO): transmembrane transport
Molecular function (GO): oligopeptide transmembrane transporter activity
Source: RefSeq, a predicted model, not a curated record
AUGGCCAAUGGCUCUUUCUCCGGUGCUCAAUAUCACGAGCUAGAAGAUCUGAGUGCCAAACGGUUGGCAUCGGAUGGGCUGGAUGUCAGAGAUGAUGGACAUCAACUCGAAACUGAUGUGGACUUUGAAGUCAAAGAACCACUUUUGGAGGAAAAUGUCAUUGACGAGGAAGAAGAGUUGACCAACUCACCAGUCCCUGAGGUCGCUGCCGUAGUUCCAAUAUACGACGAUCCAAGCCUCCCUGUCAUGACAUUCAGAUACUGGGUUCUCAGCACGCUCUUCACAAUCAUUGGAUCUGCAACCGGAGUCUUUUAUUUCUUUCGAUCGUCUGCGAUUACUCUGUCAUUGUUUUUCGUUAUUUUGUUAUCGUAUCCGCUUGGAGUUUUCAUGCAUCAGGCCAUGCCAACACACGCAUUCUACAACCCGGGCCCAUUUAACGUCAAGGAACACACUCUGAUUGUAGUCACGGCGUCGUGUGCAAUUCAAGUCGCAUAUGCUAUCGAUAUCGUCAGCGUCCAAAUCUUAUUCUACCACCAGGAUGUUGGUUGGAUUGCAUCUUUAUUGUUGCUGUGGACUACACAGUGUCUUGGGUACGGAUUAGCUGGGCUGCUGCGAAGAUGGCUGGUGUACCCGUCACAUGCAUAUUGGCCUGCCAGUCUUCCUCUCGUGACAGUCAUCACGUCCAUGCAUUCAGCAUCAUCAGAGAAUAAUACUUUGAUGAAGACGAGGCUUCGAUUUUUCACAAAAGUCGCAGUUCUCGUCGCUAUUUGGCAACUGGUGCCUGGAUUUAUAGCUCCGACCCUGAGCUCUGUUGCUCUCAUGUGUCUGUUUGGAGGAGGGCCAACCGAAACCAUCUCGAAGAUCGCCGCUCAAGUUGGAUCAGGUUUCUUAGGAGGUGGAUUCUUUGCACUGUCAUUAGACUGGAAUUAUGCAGGUGUUCUCUCACCUCUCGUAACGCCGUUCUGGUCACUCUUAAACGUACUGGCUGGUGUAAUUGGUCAUGUUUGGAUAUUGACACCAUUCAUAUUCAACUAUACGAAUCUAUGGAAUGCAAAACUCUUCCUGGAAGCGGGUCUCAUGUACAGUGUGUCCACGUUUGCUUAUAAUGGAUCAGCCCCUGCUGGACAACAACUCACACCCUAUAAUGUUUCUCGCGUGCUUAAUCAUACAACAUUGACAUUGGACAUAGACGCUUAUAAUGCUUAUUCGCCCCUCAAGUUAUCACCGUACUGGGCUCUAGUAUACGGAUUUUCGUUUGCAGCUCUGACUGCUACGCUGAUGCACGUGUAUUUAUUCUACGGGAAGGAGAUUACUGAAGGAGUGUCAUCUACUGUCAAGCAACGCAAUCGAGACGUUCACGUAAGGAUGAUGUCCAUAUACCCUGAAGUACCUAAUUGGGUUUAUAUGACUGUAUUGGCUGCUAUGACUGUGUUGUCUAUUAUUGUGAUUGAAGUCUGGAAUGUCCAGCUGCAGUUAAAAUGGUGGGGUUUGUUGUUGGCUAUUGCUAUGGCGUGUCUGUUUGUUUUGCCAGUGGGACUCAUUCAGGCUAUUUCGAAUUAUCAAAUUGGUAUCAAUGUCGUAACAGAAUUUUUAAUUGGUUUGAUUCUUCCUGGACAGCCAGUGGCCAAUAUUGUUUUCAAGACGUAUGGAUAUAUGGCCAUGUCUCAAGCUCUGAAUUUAGUGUCGGAUUUGAAGUGGGGGCUCUAUAUGAAGAUUCCCCCUCGGAUGAUGUUCAUUGGUCAAUUCUAUGGAACGAUUCUUGGAAGUGUCGUAAACUAUGUCGUGAUGAAGGCACUGUUUGCUAGUGUGCCAGCUAUUCAAGCUUCAGCUGAUGGUCACGGUACCGAACAAAACUGGAAUCCGCGUUCUUCUCGAGUGUUUUACUCUGCUUCUUUGAUCUGGGGCCUGAUUGCACCAGCCAAGUUCUUUGGUGGAGAGUACUCUGUGCUCUUUUUGUUCUUUUUGAUUGGUCUUCUGGUGCCAGUCCUCCUGCACUGGUUGCAUCGUCGAUAUCCAAAGCUGGGGUUAAACUAUAUCGUUACUCCCAUCAUUUUUCAAGCAACUGGAAAUGCUGGGCAGAAUGGAGCCAACACUCAAACCACUGGCUUGAUCAUUUCCAUCUUCUUCAUGUAUUGGAUACGAACGAGACAUCCACGCUGGUUUGGUAUCUACAAUUAUAGCCUAUCCGCCGCGCUGGACUGUGGAGCUUUUGCUGCAACUAUAUUCAUAUAUCUGGUGUUCACAGUUAGGAAUGUGAGGUUUGGUACGUGGGUGCUCAAUCCAGAACCGUCGUAUUGGAGCUCUGCCGAAUAUAUAGAUAGGAAGUAG